AGUUCGCUGUGGACUCGUGCACGCUGAUCCGUGUCGCGCGCGCCUCAGUCUCUCGUUCUCAGCGCGUGGAAACAGCAGCUGUGCCGUCAGAUGCAGCAGCACUGAAGAGCAACGACGGGCAACAUUUCGCCAUUCAGCUUCAUUCACGUUUAUUUUGCAGGAUUAUUACGCCGAAUCACACCGAGGCUCGGAGCAGGCUUGAUUCAGACCGGUUCCUGUUAUGAGUUCCUGAGUGCCCCAUUCUCCCCAGCCAGCUGUCUUGGAAGAGCAAGGGCUCAGGUGACAGCAGUGGCACCCAGAGAAACAAACACUGACGACCGGCCAUGGCGAGCGCAGCAGACGGCAUCGGCAGUUUGGGAACCGAGCAGAGCCACAUCAACGUUCCCGUGGCCGAUCCCAGUGCCUGGGCCACCGCCAUGAACAACCUGGGCAUUGUGCCGAUGGGCUUAGCCGGGCAGCAGCUGGUAUCAGACUCAAUCUGUAUACAGGGUUUUGACCCCAACCUAGGCAUCAUCACCCCAAUAAACCCCAUGAUGGCUGGCAUCAGUCUGGUCCCGCCUCAUCCUGUGGCAGCAGAACUUCCCGUUAUUAAGGAAAUCAUCCACUGCAAGAGCUGCACGCUGUUCCCGCAGAACCCCAAUCUUCCUCCUCCCUCCACGAGAGAGAGGCCUCCAGGGUGCAAGACGGUGUUUGUUGGUGGGCUUCCAGAGAAUGCAACAGAGGAGAUCAUCAAAGAAGUGUUUGACCAGUGUGGAGAGAUUGUUGCCAUCCGCAAGAGCAAGAAAAACUUCUGUCACAUUCGUUUUAGUGAGGAGUUCAUGGUGGACAAGGCCCUCUACCUCUCUGGUUAUCGGAUGCGCAUUGGCUCCAGCACUGAUAAAAAGGAUUCGGGUCGCAUACAUGUAGAUUUUGCUCAGGCGAGAGAUGACUUAUAUGAGUGGGAGUGCAAACAAAGAUUGCUGGCACGAGAGGAGCGGCACCGACGAAAAAUCCAGGAGGACCGGCUGAGACCUCCAUCACCUCCUCCCAUAAUGCACUACUCUGAGCACGAGGCAGCUCUUUUGGCUGAGAAACUGAAAGAUGACAACAAGUUCAGCGAGGCAACGGCAGUGCUAUUCACAUGGGUUGAAAGAGGCGAGGUGAACCGACGCACAGCAAAUCAUUUCUACUCCAUGAUCCAGUCAGCAAACAGCCACGUGCGGCGCCUAAUGAACGAGAAAGCUCAGCACGAGGAGGAGAUGGAGCUGGCCAAAGAACACUUUAAGAAUUCCCUGCUUGCCAUCCUCACACAAUUUGAGCAGAUUACGGCUGUGUUCACCGCUGCCACCAGGCAAAAGGCAUGGGACCAUUUCUCAAAAGCGCAGCGCAAGAACAUAGACAUUUGGCGAAAGCAGUGCGAGGAGCUGAGAAAUGCUCACAGUGAAGAGAUAAUGGGAAUACGAAGAGAAGAGGAAAUGGAGAUGUCAGAUGAAGACUUGGAGGAAAACCCCUGCAAAAAGAUCAGAAUGGAGGACUCGGUGCUGUCUGCGCAGACAUGUGCUCUGCGAGAGGAAAAUGACAGUCUGCGCUGGCAGCUGGACGCUUACAGGAACGAGGUAGAGCUGCUGAAGAAGGAGCAGGGCAAGGCGUACCGUACCGAGGAGGACCACACACAAGAACAGCAGCUGCACUUCCUGCAGCAGACCAUGCAGAACAUGCAGCAGCAACUGCUUCGGCUACAGGAAGAGCUGAAAGGGAAGGAACUGGAGCUGGAGCAGGCCAGAGAUGAGCAGCGCUACCUAGAGGGAGAGGUCCUCAGCCUCCGGGAAAAGCUGUUGAACGCCAUGGAAUCGGUUGAUUUGACGAACCACAACUCUGAAGGGCAUGAAAAGGGAGUCAAUGGCACCGCUGCACUCUACCACCAUCGAGAGAAGAAUAACGAGGCGGUCAUUUGGGGUCCUUUGAGAUCAGAGAAAGAGGCUCUCUUGCUCGGAAUCAUUUCAACCUUCCUCCAUGUCCACCCAUUUGGAGCCAACAUUGAAUAUCUGUGGUCUUACAUCCAGAGACUUGAUACAAAGAUCUCGGCCAGUGAACUUGAAAGAUUAAUGGUCCGGCUGCCCAACAUGUUCAAGCAAGAGUUCAGUGGGGUUGGAGCGACGUUGGAGAAACGCUGGAAGUUCUGCGGGUUUGAGGCUCUGAAGUCGGCGUGACUCGCAGAGCCACAUACAUUGACGCUGAGGUUGCUGGACCUCUGGAGGACUGAUCCAGGUUCAGCGAGAAGUGCCAGAGCCUCAUAGACAAACAACAGGCUCUACACCCCCGUAUACCACCUCAGAUCAGAUGGCUGUCGCUCUUUCUUGCAGACUCUUGAGAGGAAGUAAGACUCUACAUGUGGCGCAGCAUCAGAUGUAUUUACUUGAAAAAGCUCUAUCCAGACUUCUGUGCCGAUUGCGUAACUUAUCUGUCAGUGGUGUCGUCCCUGAAGGCUGGGAGAUAUCCAGGAAUAUCGCGCCUCUCGGUUAAAAAUACGGAAUGUUGAAUGUGGGACACAGAUGUGUGAUUGCGGCCCUCUGCGCCUAUCAAAGCCAGAGUGUGUGUGUGAAGAUGAUUUCUGCUCUGAAAAAUGAUUUAAUACAUGGCCAAAGUGCUGGAGCUAAUAGACAACAGUUGCACAGCUGACGCUCUUUGGACAGUUUGCUGUGUUUCAGGCCAUCCAUGUUGUGUAGAUGAUGUACGUAACAUGCUCUUCAUGUCUUGAUGCACUGUUGUUAAUGGUCUGCUUAUGUAAAUUAUGAUUUUUAAAAAAAAAAAAAAUCAAUUAAAAAACUUUUUAUCCAAAAUCUAAUGCAGUAGUACUUAGAGAAAUCAAAGUCUUUACUAGCCAGCUUUGGGUGCCAUUUACCAUAGUACUGAAUGCAGAAUUGAAAACAGAACAAUUUUGAAAACAAACAAGAAUUGCGUUGUUUUCAACUACUGAAAUUCCAUAAAUGUCAUUCCAGUUUAAAGGGGACCUAUAAUGCCCCUUUUACAAGAUGUAAUAUACAUCUCUGGUGUCCCCAGAAUGUGUCUGUGAAGUUUCAGCUCAAAAUACCCCACAGAUCAUUUAUUAUAGCUUGUCAAAUUUGCCCCUGUUUGGGUGUGAGCAAAAACACACCAUUUUUGUAUGUGUCCCUUUAAAUACAAAUUAACUGCUGCUCCCGGCCCGCUUUCCAGAAGGAGGGCAGAGCUUUAACAAGCUUAGGUUGCUCAACAACAACAAAGCUGGAGAAUCUCACACAGCCAAAAUGACGAUUGUCAGUAAUUUGUUCAGCCUCACAUUGUUCAAACCAGAGUCUGACACUGAUGGAGAGACUCAGGAAGAAGUUACAACUAUUAGAAUGCAGCUGGAAGUUUCUGAAUGGUUAGCGGAUAAAUUAAUGUACUUGCUGUGGAGUUGAUUCAACUCAUUGACUAGCAUGUGCUGUCAUGUUAAUCUUUUGUGUAAAUCCAGCGUUGAAUUGACCCUCGUUUCUAAAGCAGUCUGGUGUAAAAUGACGGCAUGGUACCAACACUCUACUACAACAACUCUUCCUCUUCUCUAAAGCAGACCAACAUGUUCUCGGGGGCAGGGUUUAUGUAAAUUUUAGGGUUAGUGAUGUCACUAACCUGGGAAGAAACUUGUUGUAAUCCCUACCAGCAAAAUCAUCAGAGUUAAAUCAACUCUGCUCGGAGUACAUAUGGUCCCUCUCUAAAUAGUGUUAAAGCAACACUGAAGCAGAGUUAAAGUUAAUGAGAUAAUUAAGCGAUUAAUUAAGUGAUGAAUGAGCAUUAGUGAUGAACACCUGCUGUUAACAAACAGAAUCACUGAAGAAAAGAUAAUCCUCCUCUACUGAGAUCUUGAGAGAUAUAAUGUCUUUUAUCUUCAGUUGAUUUCAUAUAAGACUGUGGCUGAAGUCAGUUGUAGUUCUUGUGUUUCUCUUUUCUUCAGUAAUUCUGCUUGUUAACAGCAGGUGUUCAUCACUAACGCUCAAUCAUCACUUAAUUAUCUCAUUAACUUUAACUCUGGUUAAGUGUUACUUUAACACUAUUUAGAGAGGGACCAUAUGUACUCCAAGCAGAGCUGAUUUAACUCUGGUGAUUUUGCUGUGUAGUCCUUAAAAAGUGUUUUCUGUAAAAGAAAAUGCAUUGAACUUUGCAUUGAACUUUGAGCAUUGUAACUUUGCAGACAUUGUUUACGCUCAAACAGCAACAUUACACACUAACUAAAGUUAAAAAAGUGAAAUCACAAUCAACCACCCCUUUAACAUCUUUUGGGAUGUGGCCAAUUUAAAUUCGCCCUCGUGAACUGAAGGGGAGCCAGUUCUUAAAUUCUGGAUUUUGCCCAACCCCGUUCCCGGCAAUGUCUCUGAAUAUGUCAAAGCUGCCUGGUAGUGUUGUGUCUGACAUGUUUUUUGAUUCAUGUCUGGGAUAAACAACUGAACUAUCUGCCAUGAAUGCGGAGCAGAACUUCCCUAAUCACCCAGAAUAUAACAAGCUGUGAAUAAUGAAUGAGAGGGGAGGAGAAUGCUGCUCUGUGUGUGUUUAAUGUGAUCUAUUUGCUAUUUACAUCAGCCACUGAGAUGCUGUUAGCAACACAGUAGUGCAUUUGAGACCAUCUAAGCCAUUUGCAUUGUUGCUUGUCCCAGCACUGGCAUUACUUGAGGUUGUUAGAGUGAUGAAUAAUUAAUGCACAAGGAUCAAGGAUUAUGGUGAUGCAAGACCUAAAGCACCCAGAUCUGUAGAGAACCCCUUUAGUUGCUUUUGCAAUGUGUAAUUCAAACAAACAAUAGAUAUGUUGUAAAAUUCUGAGAUAUAAAAACACAAAGUUGGAUUUACAAGAAUGAACACUUCAUUUACACUGUAGAAAUGUUCUAUAUAGAGCGCUGCAGGGAUGACAUCAAAACCUGGAAGACGCCACCAGUUCCCUCGAGAUUAUCCUAUGUUUUUUUGUAAAGGAAUUUUUCAAUUUAUGAUUAAAAUAAGGUUGUGGUAAACAUA
Molecule: messenger RNA, 4995 nt
Organism: Ctenopharyngodon idella (grass carp)
Lineage: Eukaryota; Metazoa; Chordata; Actinopteri; Cypriniformes; Xenocyprididae
Gene: enox1
Product: ecto-NOX disulfide-thiol exchanger 1
Exons: 15
Coding region: 324-2189 (621 amino acids)
Biological process (GO): ultradian rhythm
Cellular component (GO): plasma membrane; external side of plasma membrane
Molecular function (GO): RNA binding; protein-disulfide reductase activity
Source: RefSeq, a predicted model, not a curated record